ACAGCCGAAAUUAUCGCCAUCCUAAUAGCUACUGAGAUUAUUAUCCAAGAAGCCCACUCCAAAUUCAUCAUCCUCAGCGAUUCACUAUAAGUUCGAUAAAAAGCAUACAAAACCAAUUCAACCCCUGCGACAUUGCAACUAAAAUCCAGAACAAUCUCAACAAAGCUUUCAUUUUGGGUAAAGAAAUCACCAUCAUGUGGAUACCUGGCCACUCGGGAAUAAGAGGCAAUGAAUUAGCCGAUGAACAAGCCUCUAUAGCCAUUAACAACAACGAAACUUUACUAAUAAACCAAAUGUCAUAUGCUGACUCAAAAAAAUUCAUAAACGAAUAUACUAUAAAUAAAUGGCAAAGACUCUGGAACUUACAAAACAUUAAAUUAAACGAAAUUGAAAUAGACAUCCGCCGGUGGACGAACCCAAAACUCACCCGGAAAGACGAGACAGUUCUUAACCGACUUCGCAUUGGACACACCAGAAUCACCCAUGGUUUCCUUAUUGCAAAAGAGUACCCCCCCCCCUCUAUUUGUCAAACCUGUGGUAUUGCAUUAACAAUAAAACACAUAAUAGCCGACUGCAUAAUCCACAACCAAGAACGAGCUGAACAUAAGAUAUCAUACAACCUCGACUCAACACUCGGACCUAUUCAUGAA
Messenger RNA from Diuraphis noxia (Russian wheat aphid), 650 nucleotides. RefSeq lists its product as uncharacterized. NCBI's taxonomy places the organism in Eukaryota, Metazoa, Arthropoda, Insecta, Hemiptera, Aphididae. The record is from RefSeq and is a predicted model, not a curated record.